CGCGCGGAGCCCGAGGAGCCAGCGGAGCGCGCGCCGCGCCCGCCGGGCCCAUGGCCAGCACCGGGCCCCGCCUGGUGGAAAAGUUAGAUUAUGUAUAAGUAAUAAAGAAGCAAAAAAGGGGAACAAGCUGAUUUUUCUGCCUCCCCACUUCCUUUUCUGACAUCUUAUUUGCAGUAUGAUGCUGUUCCAAUCCAGCCUAGCGUGGUGUUAUGCUCCUGUUCAUCCCCAUCAAUGGUGAGGAACCAAGCAGAUUCCAGCACUCCAUCUGUCAUUUCCACCUGUGGCAGCAGACAGGGAUCUAGCAUGGAGGCCACUGCAGCUGAAUCAAGGUCUAGCUCAAACUCCUUGCAACAACAUACAGGGCAGCAGCCCCCGCAGCCUCGAAAGAAACGACCUGAUGACUUCAAAUUUGGGAAAAUUCUGGGUGAAGGAUCUUUUUCAACGGUUGUCUUGGCUCGAGAAUUGGCAAGUUCCAGAGAAUAUGCCAUUAAAAUACUAGAAAAACGUCAUAUCAUAAAAGAAAACAAGGUGCCAUAUGUGACACGAGAGAGAGACGUCAUGUCCCGCCUGGAUCACCCUUUUUUUGUGAAACUCUACUUCACCUUUCAGGAUGAUGAAAAGCUAUAUUUUGGGCUUAGCUAUGCCAAGAAUGGAGAGCUGCUGAAAUAUAUACGCAAAAUUGGCUCAUUUGAUGAGACCUGUACUAGGUUUUAUACUGCUGAAAUUGUAUCAGCCCUGGAGUACUUGCAUGGGAAAGGAAUAAUUCACAGGGACCUUAAGCCAGAGAACAUCUUGCUAAAUGAAGAUAUGCACAUUCAAAUAACAGACUUUGGAACAGCAAAAGUAUUAUCUGCAGAUAGUAGACAAGCACGGGCAAACUCAUUUGUAGGGACAGCACAGUAUGUUUCUCCAGAACUGCUGACAGAGAAAUCUGCCUGUAAAAGCUCUGACCUCUGGGCUCUGGGAUGUAUAAUAUAUCAGCUUGUAGCUGGAUUGCCUCCAUUUAGAGCUGGAAAUGAAUAUCUUAUAUUCCAGAAGAUAAUAAAGUUGGAAUAUGACUUUCCAGAAAAAUUUUUUCCCAAGGCAAAAGACCUGGUUGAAAAGCUAUUGGUUCUAGAUGCUACCAACAGAUUAGGUUGUGAAGAAAUGGGAGGAUAUGGACCUCUUAAGGCUCACCCCUUCUUUGAAUCCAUUGUGUGGGAAAACCUACAUCUUCAGACACCACCGAAACUUACAGCAUAUUUACCUGCUAUGUCAGAGGAUGAUGAAGACUGUUAUGGAAAUUAUGACAAUCUCCUGAGUCAGUUUGGUUGCAUGCAAGUUUCUGGUUCUGCCUCUUCCCAUUCAAUGUCUGCCCCAGAGACAAGUACACCCCAGACAUCAGGAGGAAAUAUUGAACAGUAUAUUCAUGAUCUUGACAACAAUUCCUUUGAGCUGGAUUUACAGUUUUCUGAGGAUGAAAAGAGGCUACUUCUGGCAAAACAGGCUGGUGGAAAUCCUUGGCAUCAGUUUGUAGAAAAUAACUUAAUACUAAAAAUGGGUCCAGUGGAUAAAAGAAAGGGUCUGUUCGCUCGUCGGCGCCAGUUACUGCUCACAGAGGGGCCCCACCUGUACUAUGUGGAUCCUGUCAACAAAGUUCUGAAAGGAGAAAUCCCCUGGUCUUUAGAGUUGCGGCCAGAAGCCAAGAAUUUUAAAACCUUUUUUGUUCACACACCAAACAGGACAUAUUACCUGAUGGACCCGAGUGGGAAUGCUCAUAAAUGGUGCAAAAAGAUACAAGAAGUUUGGCGGCACAGAUACCACCAGAAUGCUGCUAAAUAGUAAAGCUCAUCCAAAAUUUCCCAGUUUCCCUACUUGCUGCUAGAACUCCGUGUGCAGCCGAUCAGAGGAAUCUUUUCAACCCACCUGUUACCAUCUCAAGGGGAAGCAUAUGUCUGAAAUGUUUUGGGUUUGGUUUUGUUUUUUUUAAAAAAAAAAAGAAAAAAGAAAAAAAAAAGAAAAAGAAAAGCAAAAACCUAAUGGAAUUCAGGGUCGCUUUGCUCGCUCUUUGUGCUUCUGUUGAGGCUUCCACAUGCAUAUCAUUGCAGUGAAGAUCUUGCUUUUGUGCACUUCAGCUCAAUUUCUGCUGCAGGCUAGUGGAUAGACAUUUUGCGUUACCAGCUUCACUUUAGAUGAGUUAAAACCAAUCCACACGCACACACCGAAUCAUGUACCAGCCUUGUGUUCUAUGGGGCUGGAGUUUUCUGUGAUUUUCAGAUUAUCAUUAAACUGUAUUUCAUCAGGGAGCUUUUAUAUGCCUCUCCUAAGCACCACCUCUUUGUUUUCUCUUCCUUUCCUCACAGUCCCCCAGCUUAUUCGUAUAUGGCAUUUGUAGCCAGAUCAGUUGCACCCUUGUGUAAUUUCUAAUAUAGUUCUGGUUGCAGGAUUUAUGUGGUACUUUAAUAUUAUGUGAAUGAAUCAGAUGUAUGUGUCUGGCAGACAGGCUCCAAUGAUACAGGUUUUAAGAGUAAAAUGCUCAACAUGGCAGUGAAAGUUUUCUAAAAUUGAAAUGUUGGCUUCUGAAGCAUAUACUAUUUUAAACAUUCAAUUUAGAUUUUAAUAUGAAUCACAUAUGUGUUUAAUCAAGGAACAAUAAACAAACCAGCAUGCUUUUAACUGAUGCUAACAAAAAAAAUUAGUUAUUAUGGGGGAUAAAAGGUUACUGUUGAAGUAGUAAAUAGUUUUUCACCUUUUCAGCAGAUGAGGGCUAGAAGCUUUCUUUCCAGGAUGUGCAUGUGGUGUGCAUUUUCGUGGGGUCAGCCUAUUUACCUGGAUAGAGGAAAGUGCGAAGGCUUUGUGCAAUUAAUUAUUUGACCUUUUUUGUCUCAUUGCUUAACGAGAUGUACAAAUUCUAUUUACAGUCCUUGACCAAAUAUUUAGCAACUCUGAAAAAAAAUAAGCUAUAAAAUAUUAGAUCCAUAAAGUAAUCUGAUUUAAAAAUCAAAGGAAAAUCUUGCUACAAAGGGGAAAAUAUAUGGUACGUAAAGCAUAUCUGUAAAAUGGAAAAAAAAAAUCAUAUCUAUCUCCUUUAUCCUCUUCAAAUUAAGUUUUUUUUUGUGGUCAAACAUUUCUUGUAAUGUUGCAGACAACUUCUUAUGUGCUAAAAACAACUUCCCUAAUGGUAUUUUCAACAUGCCCGUGUUCCUCAGCCUUGCAUAGAGGAAGGACCUAGGUCUGGACAAAGGCAUUACUUCCUUGUUUUAGAAGCAGUAUAAGCAUCACACCUAUUUAUUCACCUUCUAUACCUACAACCUCUUUGCAUUUUGAGGUCUCAUACUAUGAUAUGCUUUUCCUUCCACCAAAAAGAUAUGUUUCAUUGCAUGUUGAAAAAAGUCAUAGGCUACUGUUCUAGAAGAAGUGUUUUAAAAGCAGUGGUUUAUCAGAAUUUCUUAGAAAACACAUGAAUGUUGGAUAUUUUUUCAGGAUUAAGGAGAUUUAUUUUUUAUUUCUUAAUCUCUGUUAUGUGGUUGAACUGGAUGACAGUUCAGCUUUUCCAGUAUCGUUCAGUCUUUAAGGCAGAGAGUGCAGUGGCCUUUUGGAGGAACUCCAUUCUUGUAGUCUUCUGUUAUCCCACCAGGUACACAGGCUUGAUAAAAGCAAAUCACUGGCUUACAGAGCCUGAUGUUAAGGGAGCUGAAGUGUCCUGUAAAAUGGCUGAGAUGAGAAAGACAGAACACCAUUCCCUUUGCAUCAUGAGCAGUUUCAUCACAUAACAAGGUACACUCCUUGUCACUAAAAUUUGGACAGCACAGUACACCUUCUGUCGGUGCCUGUGUUAAUCCUGUAUUUACCAUUCUAGCCAAGAUGAUAUUUGUUGUUCUCUGGCUGUUAAAUUCCAGCUGUAUGUUUGGUCCAAGGGAGGCAACCCUACUGCUUUUAGGUUUAAUCUUUGGUAUAGAGGUGUAGAUGUAUCCCCAACUUUAUACAGGAGAGUUUGGCAGGGUGGAAAUGAAUGGUGCCACUGCUGUUCUGUGUGACAAAACUUGGCCUCGCUUAAGUCUGGCAAAGUUACUGUGCUAAUAGUAAGCACCUUAACUUCAUUAGGAAAGUGAAUGAUCUCCAUUGGCUCGUUCACUAGGUGGAAAUCUAAGAGUGCUUAAACAUGUUUUUGGUAUUAUUUAGACUUGUAGUCAAUUUGCCAUUACAAAGUAAUUACUCUGCUUCUUCACACCUAGAAAAUCCUCUCUCAGCAGACUUCUGUCCACCAAAAGCAUCCAGCCAAAGAAAUCUUGAUAGCAAUAAGCUGUCAAGAUGAUGUCUGGAAGUCUGAUGUCUGCGUACUAGUAUUGCUUUUUUCUUUUGACAAUUCUGUCAUUAGAAAGUGGUGAGCAUCCCUCACAGGCAUCCCUCCCCUUAGGACUUCAGUGUUCCAGAUCACAUCUUCCUUAGCUGCUGCUUUUUUGGGAAGGGACUGGAACUAUUCUGGGAGAGGUAUUUUUUCUUUCUUGGACUGUGAAAUCUGUGGUUUUGAAAGAUGGCAGUAGAGUGAGGCAUGACAAAGCAAGCAUGUGGAUUUAAGUAUGUUUCACCAGUUUGUCCACUUAAGUGUGCACUGGCAGGUGCUGCAUACUAUGAAAGGCUGGUUCCUCUUUUAAAUGGUUAUACCUGGAGUGGGGAAGCUUCAGAUCUUUUUCCUGAAGAUCUCUCCUGUUGUUCAUGGGAGUUCAUGGAAUGAAAUGUACAGUGUUCUUCAGAGCUGCAGAUAAGCCAGUUAAUUUCUCUGCUUUUCAUCUAAGGUCUUUCAAAGCUCAAAAAAGAUAGUUAGGCACUUGAAGACUUCAGGCUCCUCACUGCACACCUACUGAAAAUCCAAUCUGUUGUUUGAUUCAUUCCAUCUUUUAUAUUUUGAACAAUUGUUAGUAAUUUAUAAAUAACUUGGUCAGUAAUGUAACUUUGUUUUGCUUUGGAUUUGAGCUUCAGGAAGGUGUUUAUUGCAUCUGUUUCCCAUAGGGUGGACUUUAAGAAAGGAUUAAGUACCACUGCCAGGAGGGAUUUUUGAAUCACACUGUUCUCUUCAGUGUCCAGCCCAGUCACAGGAAGUUUAAAACUACUUCAAUAAACUGGAGAGAUGACGUUAUGACCCUUGGACUUAAAGUCCAGUUCUAGGAAGGAUUUGUAUUAAGGAAUACUUGCUUCAGAUGUGAUGUUGAGGCAUUGUGAGCAGACGGAUAUUGCCUGUUAAGAUCUCAUUUGCUAAGCACUUGGAUGCUGAAGACACUGAAGUAUCAGGUGGUGCUGCGCUCCACUUGCUUUUCUCCUGAGAUAAUUUAGUUGUGAAGUGUCUGCUGUGUUUCAGCCUGGAAAAAACUCUGUAGGUUGAAACAGAUAUGAUAAUGUAAUCCGUUUACAUAGUUCAAGAUGCUUAAUUUAAUGUGCUUGAUAUAGUUACAUCUUGUGCUGGGAACUUUGAAGAAUCCUGAGGAUUUCCAACUUGUACAUGUAACACAAUUACUUCAUUUGACCUGUGGACAAAAUAUUUGAUUUCAACACCUUGCUGAGGGGAGAACUUGUGUAUUAAUAGUUGCCUAAAAAUGUGGUUUGUGGAUUCUAAUAAUUCUUUCUACUAGUGAAUUACACAAGUAGGUGUGGUAUUUAUAUCUGAAAUUUUGCUGAAUGCCUGUAAUAAUUUAUGCAAUUACUUUAUUAAUCAAAUGGAAGUGCUCCUGCAAAGCUUUAUGACACAGAUUGUCCAUCGGUUGAUCAAGUGAGCUUAGAGACAACCCAUUCUCUGACCCAAAAUGGCAUGCUUCCAGUUAAGACUGGUAAUUUAAGAAUGUUUCCUUCUUUCUUAGAAUAAAUAUGACUUACGCAGCAAACAAUUGGAGAGGUUCUUAAGCACCCGAUAACCUGGUCUGUCUGUCAGCAUGACAGUGAAUGUAGAUGAUUGCCAGUUGACAAGGCUUCCUAUGACCAUGUACUAACUCUGAUUGGAUGUGGCAAAUGUUCUAAAUUGUAGAAGAACUUACAAUUACUGUAUCUGAUGAACCAUAAUCACUUUUAAUAGUUGUAUGCUAGCUGUUUUCAGGUUGGUGGCAGUCAGUUACUAAGUGUGUAAUAUUCUUUACCUGGUUUGUAGCUGUAACUGUGAUGUACAGAUAAAAGGAAAAAAAACCAAACAACACAAUAACAACCCCAACCCCCCUCAACAAACACCACAAAACAAUCCCCCCUCUCCCCUCCUCCAAGAACUCGUGAAAACAGAAGCAAAUAAUGCAAUGAUAUAAGAUACACACUUUUGUAUUUUUAUUCUUACAAGGUUAUUUGCUGGCUCUCGUUGGCCUCUAGUUCAGUCUGUGUUAUUUAAAUUCUAAUAUAUGAAUUAUUUGAAUUGAAUUCAUGUUCGGGGCCAUGGUGUUGUAUGUAUUGAUGUACAGCCUUGAAUGUGAAUAAUUAUUGUAAACUAUAUUUUACACCUUUUUCUGGCUUUAUUAUAUAAAUUUUCUAUUGGUUGAUGAUUUAAUCAUAUCUCAUAAUUUAAUGAUUGUUUAUUCUCCUCUCGCCAGAUCUCUGUGCUGUAGAUGUGUAGUUAGUGACCGGAUGAUGGAUUCACUAUGCUCGGUAGUCUGUAAUAAAGGCAUGUAGGGUCCUGG
Apus apus (common swift) is the source of this 6629-nucleotide messenger RNA. RefSeq names its product 3-phosphoinositide dependent protein kinase 1 (gene PDPK1). Gene Ontology annotation, molecular function: ATP binding; protein serine/threonine kinase activity. Gene Ontology annotation, biological process: peptidyl-serine phosphorylation; intracellular signal transduction. The transcript has 15 exons. The coding region runs from base 232 to 1821 and encodes 529 amino acids. Lineage: Eukaryota; Metazoa; Chordata; Aves; Apodiformes; Apodidae. The record is from RefSeq and is a predicted model, not a curated record.